AUGGACACCCUCCCAACAGAAACUCUGCAGCGAAUAUUCGAGUUUGCCUGCACCGAUGGAGGAUAUACAGGACACUCCCUCUCACUCGUGUCGCAGGCCAUCCGCGAAAUCGCGCGCACGACGCGCUUCCACUCCGUUGCCCUCGCCGCCAGCCCUCGCCGCCUCCAGGCGUUUGUCCGCCUAUACGAGCGCGAGUGCGACCCCGCGCGCGGGUACAAACCUCGUAUCCAACACCUCCAUGUGACGUUUCCCCGCAUAUUGCGCCGCGACCCACGCACUAUCGAUGGAGCGUGGGCGCCCCGGAGGCGCUCGCUUUCUCCCCCACCUCGGCCUUUGCCUUCAGCUACCCCUUCCUCGCCGUCAUACCGCUUGAGACCGAUUCUACCCUCGAACUCUGCUGGGCACGCGACUGGAGAUCUUGUCGGUACGUCUGCUGCAAUGGCGCCACAGCACACUCCCCAGCGCGAGAUGCAGCCACCUCUUCAGGCGGAAGCUGUGGCAGCACCUCCGAUCACGUCUCGUACCUCUAGGGCAUUACCAGCUCUUCCUCGGCGUACGUCCGACACUGAAGGGAACGUCGCGCCACGGCUGGAUGACAACCCCUUUCAUCCGCCUUCAGGCGCUACUAGUCGGGACCCGACAACCUCCCCGGAAUACCGCAAUGCAGCACAAACAUUGUUCCGGCUGGUCGCGUCCGACCUGGUGACCCUUGUCGUGCAAAGCGGCUUCACCUCUGGAGGGACCUUGCACCUCCCCAUCAUAGAUCGCCCAUUCCCUCGCUUGUUGGAAGCGGCAUUUGUAGGAAUGGAAUACCCGCACGCGCUCCUCUCGGACGAGUCAGACGGUACGAAGACCGCCACGGCGCCCCUCUUCCCUGCGGUGACGCACCUCUAUGUCGCCCCCUGGAGCAGCUGGGAGCUCUGCCUCCCGUUCUGGUCCACGAAUGCUCCGCACGUCGCGUAUCUCAGCAUAUCGCAUGCGAACAACUACAUCAACGAGAUCGCGGGCGCCAUGGGGGUACGGGUCGAACCCGUCCGGUCGCAGUGGGGGUGGGACUCUGACUCUGACUCGGAGCCUGGCUCACCAUCAUCCCUUGUCGACCCAAAGGCCCCUUUGGUGCCGACGUAUCCCAGCGUGCGGCACCUUCUGCUUCAGCCGGGCCCGGGCCCCAUAGGUGCGAGGUGCGGGGGCCCGUGGAUGGGCCAUCACAAGACGAUGCAGAUGUUGAGACAGGUGGAGCGGAGCUGCCAGGCUGUUGGCGUCAAGACUGUCGAGGUCGCUGCGCCGAAGGACAACAAAUUCGGCGUCUACUAUGAGCGGGCUCGCCGUGGGUGGUUGGACAGGAUAGACGACGGCAGUGACGAGGCGGGCUUUUGGGGAGAUAUGGCCGUCCCCCUUGGAAUGGCGUUGGGGUAGAGCCUCCGUCGCGCUCUACCCCCCUUUUCAGAGCGUGUAUUCCAAAAGCUCCGCGAAGUGCCAGUGGAUCACUCACCCUAGGUACCGUGUCUUGGGAGACCGGAUAUUUCGAUAUUCUGCUAGUGCUAUGGAUGUAUGGUCGCGUUCGAGUUGAAUUAUUGUGUUACGUGGUGAGAUCC
Messenger RNA from Trametes versicolor FP-101664 SS1, 1595 nucleotides. RefSeq lists its product as uncharacterized. The transcript has a single exon. Lineage: Eukaryota; Fungi; Basidiomycota; Agaricomycetes; Polyporales; Polyporaceae. The coding region runs from base 1 to 1416 and encodes 471 amino acids. The record is from RefSeq and is a predicted model, not a curated record.